AACGGACAGGUGGGACAGGCAGUCGAACUGCUAGAGCACGUUGUAAAGAUCCAGUCGACGACACUGGCAAAAGAUCACCCUGAUCGACUGGCAUGUCAACAGGCGUUGGCAACAACAUAUCAAGCCAACGGACAGGUGGGAAAGGCGAUCGAACUGCUAGAGCAUGUGGUAGAGAUCCGGUUGACGACACUGGCGGAGGAUCACCCUGAUCGACUGGGAUCUCAGCAGGCGUUGGCAAUGGCAUAUCAGGCCAACGGACAGGAGAGAAAGGCAAUCGAACUGCUGGAGCAUGUGGUCGAGACCCGGUUGACGACGCUGGCGGAAGAUCACCCUGAUCGACUGGGAUCUCAACACGCCUUGGCAAUGACAUAUCAAGCUAAUGGACAGGUGAGAAAAGCAAUCGAACUGCUGGAGCAUGUGGUCGAGACCCGGUUGACGACGCUGGCGGAAGAUCACCCUGAUCGACUGGGAUCUCAACACAUGUUGGCAGUAGCAUAUCAAGCCAAUGGACAGGUGGGACAGGCGAUCGAACUGCUAGAGCACGUGGUAAAGACCUGGUCGACGAUGCUAGCGGAAGAUCACCCCUAUCGACUAACAUCGCAACACAUGUUGGCAGUAGCAUAUCGAGCCAACGGACAGGUGGGGAAGGCGGUCGAACUGCUGGAGCAUGUGGUCGAGACCCGGUUGACGACGCUGGCGGAAGAUCACCCUGAUCGACUGGGAUCUCAACACGCCUUGGCAAUGGCAUAUCAAGCCAACGGACAGGUGGAACAGGCGAUCGAACUGCUAGAUCACGUGGUAAAGAUCCGGUCGACGACACUGGCGAAAGAUCACCCUGAUCGACUGGCAUGUCAACACAUGUUGGCAGUGGCAUAUCAAGCCAACGGACAGGUGGGACAGGCGAUCGAACUGCUAGAGCAUGUGGUCGAGAUCCGGUCGACGACACUGGCGGAAGAUCACCCUGAUCGACUGGGAUCUCAACACACGUUGGCAAUGGCAUAUCAAGCCAACGGAAAGGUGGGAAAGGCGAUCGAACUGCUGGAGCAUGUGGUCGAGAUCCGGUCGACGACGCUGGCGGAGGAUCAUCCUGAUCGACUGGCAUCACAACACAUGUUGGCAGUGGCAUAUCGAGCCAAUGGACAGGUAGGAAAGGCGGUCGAACUGCUGGAGCACGUGGUCGAGAUCAACUCGACGACGCUGGCGGAAGAUCACCCUGAUCGACUGGGAUCUCAACACGCCUUGGCAAUGACAUAUCAAGCUAAUGGACAGGUGGGAAAGGCAGUCGAACUACUGGAACACGUGGUAAAGAUCCGUUUGACGAUGCUAGCGGAAGAUCACCCCUAUCUACUGGGAUCUCAACAAGCGUUGGCAAUGGCAUAUGAAGCCAACGGACAGGUGGGAAAGUCGUUCGAACUGCUGGAGCACGUGGUAAAGAUCCGGUUGACGAUGCUAGCGGAAGAUCACCCCUCUCGCAUUGUCAAUCGACUUUGCCGAAGUCGCGAUUCUGGACUAUAUACAUGA
This is a messenger RNA of Truncatella angustata, 1521 nucleotides long. RefSeq lists its product as uncharacterized. The annotation marks the transcript as partial. The record is from RefSeq and is a predicted model, not a curated record. The transcript has a single exon. Lineage: Eukaryota; Fungi; Ascomycota; Sordariomycetes; Amphisphaeriales; Sporocadaceae. Gene Ontology annotation, molecular function: protein binding.